Molecule: messenger RNA, 2254 nt
Organism: Protopterus annectens (West African lungfish)
Lineage: Eukaryota; Metazoa; Chordata; Ceratodontiformes; Protopteridae
Gene: TTC8
Product: tetratricopeptide repeat domain 8
Biological process (GO): non-motile cilium assembly
Cellular component (GO): non-motile cilium; BBSome; ciliary basal body
Molecular function (GO): protein binding
Source: RefSeq, a predicted model, not a curated record
AUGCUCACUAAUUCUGAUGGACCUUUUAUCAACCUGUCAAGGCUGAAUAUUUCCAAGUAUGCUCAGAAACCUAACAUGGCCAAGGGUCUGUUUGAAUACAUCUUUCACCAUGAAAAUGAUGUCAAGAAUGCCCUUGAGCUAGCAGCCCUUGCUACUGAGCAUGCUCAGUUUAAAGAUUGGUGGUGGAAGGUGCAGCUGGGAAAAUGCUACUACAGGCUUGGAAUGUACCGUGAAGCAGAGAAACAGUACAAGUCUGCUCUUAAACAGCAAGACAUGGUGGACAUAUUCCUUUAUCUUACAAAGGUUUAUGUGCGUCUGGAUCAGCCUUUGACAGCCCUUACUAUUUUCAAGCAAGGACUUGAGCGGUUUCCAGGAGAAGUGACAUUACUCACAGGAAUAGCUAGAAUUCAUGAGGCGCCUUCUGCAGAUGGGUGUUUAUAAUUGCCAGCUCUUCAACAACCUUGGACUGUGUUGCUUCUAUGCCCAGCAGUAUGAUUUGACUCUCACUUCUUUUGAAAGAGCUCUUUCACUGUCUACAAAUGAAGCUGAAGUGGCAGACGUCUGGUAUAACAUAGGUCAUGUAGCUGUGGGAAUUGGAGACCUGACCCUGGCGUAUCAGUGCUUUAAACUAGCUGUUGCAAAUAACAAUGACCAUGCAGAAGCCUUUAAUAACCUCGCUGUCCUGGAGAUGCGCAAAGGGCAUGUGGAGCAGGCAAGAGCUCUGUUGCAGACUGCUGCUGGACUUGCCCCACACCUAUAUGAACCGCAUUUUAACUUUGCCUCCAUCUCUGAAAAGGUUGGUGACCUACAGAGCAGCUAUAUUGCGGCCCAGAAAGCACAUACCUCUUUCCCAGAUCAUGUUGACACUCAACAGCUCAUCAAUCAGCUCAAACAGCACUUUGCUAUGCAGUAGUAAAGCAGUGUGCUAUCAGCAGUCCUUUAGCAGACUUCCCAUAUCUGUUAUGUAUCAUUACAGAUGAGAGAGUUGUACCACUUCAGCCCCUGAUGGUCUAGGAGACUUCAGAUCUCUGCAAUCUGUAAUUACAGCUAAGCAACAUUUGUACCACUUCAGCCCCUGUUGGACUAGGACACUUCAGAAGUCUGUGAUCUAACAUUAAAGAAGAGACAGUUGUACCAGUUCAGCCCCUGCUGCUUUAGGAGACUUCUCAUAUCCACUGAUUAUCAUUAUGAAUGAGUGACAAUACCACUUCGGUUCCAGUUAGGCUGAGACUUCCUGUCUCUGGUUUGCAGUGUUGCAGACAAGUGACCUUUGUACGAUUUCAGUCCUGUGUGCUAUUUGUCACUUCCUGUCUCUGCUGUGUAACAUUUCAGUUCAACAUGCUAUAUGUGAUUUCCUAUCUUAGCUAAUAUUACAGAGAAGUGACAUUUGUACCACUUCAGUUCCACUUGCUUUGGGAGACUUCCUAUCUCUGCUGUGUGACAUUACAGAAAAGUGACACGUAUACUACUUUUGUCAUUCAGGUGUAUUACCAGGAAGAGCAGCAGAGCCUACAAUGAUAUGCUUUGCAGCAGGUUCCUAACUAGUAGAGUUGUGCAGUACUAGUCAUCAGGACUGUCUAUGUCUUACAGCCAAAGCCCACUCUGAGGUAGUAUAUGCAGUACUUUGGCAGUGAAGUCUUGUGUCCAUAUUUUUGUACAGAUUAUGGGUUUGAGCUCAUGAAUGUUUAGUCAUCAUUCAUCUUUCUUAACUAGCAUUUCACCUGGCUCUGCUGUGUAAGUGGUCUUGUAAAUGUCUUUGUGGUAAGCAUGCAUCCCCUUUUGAUGGGCACCAGCACAAUCUUUGUGUGAGAACUAAGCAUUACAUGUAUAGUAACCACUGCAAGUGCUUCACUAAAGUUAUAAGGCACAGGAAAAGACAUUCAUGACGUUUUUCUAGUUAAAAGUUGGCUAUAUUGAAGGUGGUGCCUUCAUAUAUGAUCUGUGUUUUUAUAAAUACCACAGUAAGUCUAAGUAGGAGAAAAGGAUAUGUGAUCAGAUAAAACCACUUAAGUUUAUAAGGUCUAAUGAUGGGCAAAAAGAUCCAGGCAUGUCUGUUGCCCUUCUUUUUCCUCCUCCUUAGCCAUGACAGCUUACCUCCACAGUAUUCAAAGGUGUUGCCUUUAAUGAUGCCAGUGUCUUUUCUAUGUAAGGUUUCUUAUUCAAAAUGUAACCAGUAGUAGUGGCAGAUGUUCUUCAUGUUUCACUGUUGUAGUCAUUACAUUUGGGUAAUCUGCUGGCAGGUUGCCCUCAGUCG